AAUCAUUGCAUAUAAAAUAAAAGUUUCGCGUGCUUGGUGAUGGGUCUCCCGGGCCUAGCGUUCUCCCGAACCGCGCGAGUUAUUCGAAUCCAGUCGCUUUGUCGUGAUGUACUUCGUGUUGUUUUUUCCUGGGUGCUUAAUGUUGUGCGGAAAGUUGCGUUGGGUUUUUUCCUCCAUUCAGGACUGUGAUGGUGGAUGGAUGGAUGGAUGGAUGGAUGGAUGGAUAGAUAGAUAGAUGGAUGGAUGUGCGUUUUCGUCCUCACUUGCACUGGAGAUGGAAGUAAACAUUAUUUCAGUCGCUAGCCAUGCGCACUGAGGGCCUUGGGAAAGCACGAAUGAAACGAAUAACCCUUGCUAUGCCUGUGUCCUUUUAUUCGGCUUCUCUUUCGAAGCUCCCAUACAUUUUAUAUCCACGAUAACGACCGGACACGAAUUAAACGCUUCCGUUUUCUGGAAGAUUCCCGAUGUAUCCGCGACUGAAGCGAAACCGCUCGUGCGUUUGUUCUGCUUCGGAGUUGUUACAAUGUUUUUAGCACUGGAGCUACAAGCUAACCACAUCAUCAAUAGUGUGCCGGCCAACUGAACUUGCUACACCGUGUGUCCUUUGUUUAAAAAACUGACCCGGGUUUGAAUAUGAGACCUGCUGGGUUUGAAGAAACUUCUGUCAGAGGACGUAGUUGAAUCUAGUGCCUCGAGAGCCAAUACACCUACAGUCCAGUCAUGGCACAGAGUGAAGAGCCCCAUCAGAUUGCCCCCUAAUAUGUUAGAUCGUGCCACAUUGUAAUGAGAUGUUCAAAAAAUUAUCAGCGAAGUAAAAGGGAGCUCCUUAGUGAUCCUGCACAUGCUGAAUGGCUUACCGGAGCGCAGUGGCCGGGAUCUCGUUCUCACCUCGCCUGAAGCAUGGAAGCAUGGCAGGAGAAGCGGGGUGUGCAUACUAUGAAUCUGCGGUCUGUGUUCACUGCCGAACAGCAACGUAUACUUGAGCGUUACUAUGAAAAUGGGAUGAUCAAUCAAAGCAAAAGCUGCUUCCAGCUCAUUCUUCAGUGUGCUCAGGAGACCAAGCUUGACUUCAGCGUGGUCCGGACGUGGGUAGGCAACAAGAGACGAAAGCUGGCUUCCAAAGCCGAUAAGAAUGGCGUGGUGGGCUUGUCUAACCAUGCCGUUGUCAGUGCUGGAGGAACUCUUGGCCCGGUAUUAAUGACAGAUAUGGCUGCUGUACGUAGUGUUCAGCGUGGGCCGUCUACAGUUCACCUCCUUUCUCGCCAAGCUUCUGGCCCUUCAUUUUCCUCAUCCUCGUCGUCCUCCUCCUCCUCCUCCUCCUCUCCGUGCACUAAUGGAUCCAAAAACAACAAUGAUGUAAUAGUGACUGGUGCCUACUCUCUCCCACACAUUGUCAACCGCUUAGAGUCUUCAUCACAGAGCAGGGCAGCUGCAAAGGUAGUACCGUUAAAUCCGAACACUGAAACAAAUCUGCAUUCUAGGCUUGCCUUGCACCCGGAUGUGGUGUCCCUCCAACGCAAAUCUCCUCACAUCCCCAACUCCAACACCUUCAUGUUUAGUCACAUGAGAAGGAUGCCUCGAGACCUGGCAUCAGUUGCCCCCAGCUGGGUGAAGCAAUGUGGUGCCCCACAACACCAGCAAUGGGCCCCAACUUCACCCCAACAAACGGUGACGAACCUACACCGGACGCCCCCAGCAAGUACUUCAGAAAGCGGGGUCAGGAUCCAGCAGGUGUUCACCAUCGCCGGGUUAGCGGAGGCCUCACAACGGCCUUCCAGUGAAACAAGUCAAGAUCACAGGAUAGGAAAAACACGUGUGCCUGAUUCCUCGGAAACGUUUUCGAUCGCCAUGGAAACGGGCGAUGCAGACGACGAGUAUUCGCGGGAAGAAGAGUUGGCGAACAUGGGCGCCCAGAUGCAGCUCGGCAGGUCCGCAAGUAGCAACGUUAGUGCACUGGAGCACAGUAGGAUCUCAACAGAAGAGCCUUCAACACUUAAUAGCCAGGGUAUGUACACUGUGACGGCAAGGAACCUGCUCGAGGUGGCGCACACUUCCCCCAAUUCUGUGCAUUUUGGAGAAAAAGGGUGCCAAACCAACAGUGCUCUGCUGGUUGAUUCAGGCUCCAGUGGCAGUUAUCCAAUAAGACACUUCUCAGAGUCCUCUCCAUCAAGAAUGCCCAAUCUCAAGGUAAGUAUCAUGUCAUCUCCCUGGCUUCUUAGCAACUCCCGUAAAAGAACACUCCAGGACAGGACCCAGUUUAGUGACGACGAUCUGUACACACUAAAGAGGUACUGGGACAACGGCAUGACCAGUCUGGGCUCUGUGUGCAGAGAGAAGAUUGCAGCAGCCGCCACUAAGCUCAGCGUGGACAGUGAAAUUAUUAAGACAUGGAUCGGUAAUCGUAGGAGGAAGUAUCGACUGAUGGGCAUUGAUAUUCCACCUCCCAAAGGUGGGCCAGCGACCUUUCCUAAAGUAUCCAAUGCAGAGCUCCAGUCACCUUUGACCCCUGAGGGAGACAAGCCCAAGUCUGUUGAGCCAGCACUGGACAGCGAGCAGAAUGAUGCACUGUCGCUUUGUUUAUCCGAAGAUGGAGUGAGUGACUCUUAUCUGAGGGAGAACGAGGAUGGAAAUGAUGGACUGAAUAGUUCUACCGUUGCUGAAAAUGUGAAGAUUGAAAUAGUUGAUGAAGGUGAUGAUGACGAAGAUGACAGUGAUGUGAUGGCCACUGAUAUGGAACACAUGCAUAAUCUUUUAGAGUACAAACACGAGGAAGUCCAGUACCUUGAGAGUGAGCUCGAGAGACAAAAACAGAAGUACCUUGAGCUGAGGACCUUCACUAAAAGCCUACUCUCAGCGUUGAAGAGCAGCGACACUGAAAAACAGCAUGAGCUUUUAGCCAGCCUACCUCACCAAGUGGAAGAAGACUUUGUGUUGAGUCCAGAAAGGAAUGCUGAGUCUAGCAUGGAGAUGAACUCCAGUCAGAAGGAUUCCUCUGUAUCAGAGGGGGAGGGGGACGCCGAGCCCAUGGGACAGUAGUCCAUCCUCUCCUGUAUACACACACACACACACACACACACACACUCACUACCUGUACACCGUGCCUGUGUAACAAGAACUAACAGACCCACUGCAGCCUUUUUUUUUGCUGCGUAUCAGAUUGGAUAAAUCCAGUCCUUCAUCAAUAAACUUCUUCUCUAAAUUGA
This is a messenger RNA of Ictalurus punctatus (channel catfish), 3203 nucleotides long. It is a transcript of the gene hdx, whose product is annotated as highly divergent homeobox. The transcript has 11 exons. Bases 901 to 3036 code for a protein of 711 amino acids. Gene Ontology annotation, molecular function: DNA-binding transcription factor activity, RNA polymerase II-specific; RNA polymerase II cis-regulatory region sequence-specific DNA binding. Gene Ontology annotation, biological process: regulation of transcription by RNA polymerase II. The record is from RefSeq and is a predicted model, not a curated record. Lineage: Eukaryota; Metazoa; Chordata; Actinopteri; Siluriformes; Ictaluridae.